Pogoniulus pusillus (Red-fronted tinkerbird) is the source of this 7392-nucleotide messenger RNA. It is a transcript of the gene PPP6R2, whose product is annotated as protein phosphatase 6 regulatory subunit 2. Gene Ontology annotation, cellular component: nucleus; cytosol. Lineage: Eukaryota; Metazoa; Chordata; Aves; Piciformes; Lybiidae. Gene Ontology annotation, molecular function: protein phosphatase binding; protein phosphatase regulator activity. Bases 283 to 3111 code for a protein of 942 amino acids. The record is from RefSeq and is a predicted model, not a curated record. The transcript has 25 exons.
GUCAGCGCAGCCCCGGCCCCGCUGCCCGCCUCGGCCGCGGCCCAGGCCCAUGCCCGCCGGCCCGAGCAGCCAGCUAGCGCCGCCCCCGCGGAGGGCCGAGGCCCGAACCCCCCGCUCCCAGCCCAGCAGGAUAAGGAGCUUGAGGAGCAUCUCAGGCCGGAUGAAGACCAUUUUCUGAAGCUGGAGAUAUUCCAGGAACUGUAACCCAAAUGUUUCUCUGUCCGUGGAGAGGAUUUCACGUUUGAAAAGCUCUUCUACUGAAGCCAGUUGUGUCCCAUCACCAUGUUCUGGAAGUUCGAUCUGAACACAACCUCGCAUGUGGACAAGCUGCUGGACAAGGAGGAUGUGACCCUGCACGAGCUGAUGGAUGAAGAUGACAUCUUGCAGGAGUGCAAGGCGCAGAACCGCAAGCUGCUGGACUUCCUCUGCCAGCAGCACUGCAUGCAGGAGCUGGUCACACUCAUCACCCAUGAGCCCCCCGUGGACAUGGAUGAGAAGGUCCGCUUCAAGUAUCCUAACACAGCCUGCGAACUGCUGACCUCUGACGUGCCGCAGAUCAACGACAAGCUGGGAGGGGAUGAAACUCUGCUGAACAUCCUCUACGACUUCCUGGACCGAGAGCCUCCUCUGAACCCUUUGCUUGCCAGUUUCUUCAGUAAGACAAUUGGGAAUCUCAUUGCAAGAAAAACGGAACAGGUGAUUGCCUUUUUAAGGAAAAAAGACAAAUUCAUUAGCCUGGUGCUGAAGCACAUUGAUACAUCAGCCAUGAUGGACCUCCUGCUCCGGCUCAUCAGCUGCGUGGAGCCUGCCACGCUGCGCCAGGAAGUGCUGAACUGGCUCAAUGAAGCCAAGAUCAUCCAGAGACUGGUGGAACUGAUCCAUUCAAGCCAGGAUGAGGAUAGGCAAUCCAACGCUUCCCAGACCCUGUGUGACAUCAUCAGGUUGAGCAGAGACCAGAGCAAUCAGCUCCAGGAGAUGCCUGAGCCUGAUCCACUUCUCACAGCACUGGAAUCGCAGGAGUGCGUGGAGCAGCUCCUGAGGAACAUGUUUGAUGGAGAGCAGACUGAGAACUGCAUAGUGAAUGGAACCCAGGUCCUUCUGACGCUGCUGGAGACCAGGCGCUCUGGGGUGGAAGGGCUGAUGGACUCAUACACUCAGGGAUUUGAAAGGUCUUACACUGUCAAUAGCAGCAUCCUCCAUGGGAUUGAACCAAGGCUAAAGGAUUUCCAUCAGCUGCUGCUCAGCCCUCCCAAGAAGGCAGCAAUCCUCACCACGAUCGGAGUCCUGGAGGAGCCCCUGGGCAACGCUCGCCUGCACGGCUCUCGCCUGAUCGCUGCCCUGCUCCACACCAACACUCCCAGUAUUAACCAGGAACUAUGCAGACUCAGUACCAUGGAUUUGUUACUUGACUUAUUUUUUAAAUACACAUGGAAUAACUUUUUGCAUUUCCAAGUGGAGCUGUCCAUAGCAGCCAUCCUCUCCCACUCUGUGCAAGAGGCAAAGCCGACGCCCAGCGAGCCGGAAAGCAAAGAGGAGGUGCUGAAUGGAAACGUGAGCACAGAGACCCCUGCCGCUCCAGAGCCCACCCCCGAGAACAUCAUGGUUACUCAUCUGUUCCAGAAGUGCUGCCUGGUGCAGAGGAUAUUGGAUGCCUGGGAAGCCAAUGACAAAAUACAGGCAGAAGGUGGCAUGAGGAGAGGCAACAUGGGCCACCUGACCCGGAUAGCCAACGCCGUGGUGCAGAACAUGGAGAAGGGCCCCAUGCAAACUCAGAUCAGUGAGUUCAUCAAAGAGCUGCCUGAAGAUUGCCGAGGGAGGUGGGAGAGCUUUGUAGAAGAGACACUGACAGAAACCAACAGGAGGAACACAGUGGAUCUGGUGAGCACACACCACCUGCACUCCUCCAGUGAGGAUGAAGACAUUGAGAGUGCUUUUCCCAAUGAGCUUUCUCUCCAGCAGGCCUUCUCCGAGUACCAGAUCCAGCAGAUGACAGCCAACUUUGUGGACCAGUUUGGCUUUAAUGAUGAGGAGUUUGCAGACCAGGAUGAUAACAUCAACGCCCCCUUUGACAGGAUCGCGGAGAUCAGCUUCACCAUCGACGCCGAUGACGACAGCCCCAACGCUUCCCUCUUUGAAGCCUGCUGCAAUGAGAGGAUCCAACAGUUUGAUGACAACGAGGAGGAAGAAGACAUCUGGGAAGAUAAGGAGAUCACCUAUGCAACCCAAGUGAAGUCAAGAACACGGUUUGGAGCCUCUCAGACCUCAGAGAGCUCCUCCAAGAGCGAUCUUGAGAACGGCGAUCACGACGGCAGCGUGGACUCGGAAGAGGAGGAGACAGAGCAGCAGCCACCUCCUGCCUCAGCUGCCACCAAGAGCAAUGUCUCUGAGCAGAAGGACUCCUCAGCUUCCUCUGAAGGGUCUGGUUGGACAGCCGUGUUUGAGCCUGUCAGCUCCAAGCCCCCCACGCCCUGCGUCGCCAUGGACGUCGGCUCCAGCGUGUGGGACUCGGCGGCGCCGGAGAACACUGCGCCCGAGGAGAAAGGGUGGGCAAAGUUUACAGACUUCCAACCCUUCUGUUGCUCAGAAUCAGGUCCACGAUGCAGUUCUCCUGCUGACACAGAGAGCAACAAUUCCGAUGGAAACCCGAAGCAGAGUCAGGACAAGAACUCCAGCACUGCCUCCCCCUGCGUUUGGAACGUCUGCGUGAGCAGGAAAGCACCGCUGGUGGCCUCGGACAGCAGCUCCUCGGGAGGCUCCGACAGCGAGGAGGAGGAGGAGGAGAAGGCUGCCGUGGUCACGGAAACCAUCAGCACAGGCUCGGGCCAGGAGACCAUCAAGCUGAGCAUGGAUGCCAAGAGCGAGAAGGCUGUGUUCAGCAGAGUAUUUAGACCUUCAGCCAGAGGCGCCGCGGACUGCAUGGUCAUCGACAAGCUGAGCAUCACCGACAUCGCCACGCCCAGAGCGUCCAAGCCCCUCAGCAGCCUGGCCCAGCGCCCCGAGGAGCUCCAGAACACUGCCACUGUUGUCACCACUGUCACAGAAACGGCCACAAAAGACAGGAAAGAGGAAGCCUUGCCCUGUGCUGAAGCCACGUUAAAUGGUCCUGCUUGAUGAAGCCAACGCCAUGGGACGUGUGUGAUCCAGGCCAGGCUGCUCCCUGGUGAUGCAAUUUGUCAAUUAUUAUUAUUAUUAUUUUUUUGUUUUGGGUUUUUUUUCCCCCUUUUUUUUUUUCUUUUCCUUUUUAAUUUUAUUUUUUAAUAAAUGCUGCAUUGAUGAGAGAGAGCUGCUGGCAUUCAGGACCAGACACCCACCAGUCUUGGUUGGAAGAGACACUUGGCAUUGGCUAAAUGUAGCAUUGAGCAGUUGAAGUCAUCACAGAAAUGAUGAUGAUGAUGAUGAUGAGGUUCUCCUCAAGGAAUGAUGAUGAUGAUGAGGUUCUCCUCAAGGAAUGAUGAUGAUGAUGAGGUUCACCUCAAGGAAUGAUGAUGAUGAGGUUCUCCUCAAGGAAUGAUGAUGAUGAGGUUCUCCUCGAGGAAUGAUGAUGAGGUUCUCCUCAAGGAAUGAUGAUGAUGAUGAUGAUGAUGAUGAGGUUCUCCUCAAGCAAGCCUUCUGCCCAAUUUGUGUUCCUUCUCCCUUUCACCCCUCCCUCCCUGCCCCCAAAAAUCCUUGGGUUUUUGGUUUUGUUUUGUUUCUCUUUGGGGUUGAGUCCUGUUUUUCCUUGCACACAGUAUUCAGCUUCUCUUCAGAAAGGUAGCAGGUCUGACGAGGGGGACUUGGACAUUGCACAGGAGUCCCAGAGUCGUGUGACCAAAGUUCCUGCUGGAAGCUGUCGCUGAGGGCAGCGUUUGCACCGCUUUUGUAUAGCAAUAAAAGCCUUACCAGAAACAUUGCAGAGGAGGAGGAGAUGCAAACACUUCAAAAAAAAAACAAAAAAGGGUGGUGGAGCAGGGAGGGCUCUGACUUCACAGCUGGGGUGGGGUGGGAUGUGAUGUCACUGAUCUUGUCUCGAGCCAGAGAGGUUGUCACUGACUUGUGAUGCUGGAACUCUUGGAGAACCAAGAAGUCUUGGCCUUCAACUUGCUCAAAGCUCUUCUCCUCUGCCCUGGGGACAGCUCACUGAAGGAGCUGGGCUCGGGUAGCAGUUGGGCUUCUUCAAGUCCAGGCCACCCACACCCAGCUUCUCAGCUGGCAUCCCUCUCCGCUGGCUGGAGAACACACAAAGCAGGCGCUGUGCUGGUGGCCAGCUGAGAGCAUCGUGAUCCACUGGACUGCUGCCGUGCAGGAAGUAGAGCAGAUGUGGCACAGAGAGGUCACCAGGGGUCUGCUGGCUGGCUUGGGUUUUUGGUGUGUUGGUUUUUGAGACUUGAUGUAUCUUCACAGGGUUCUGGAGACCCUUUGCUCUUUGUUUUUGGUUUUAAACGUUUUUACUGGAUGCAGGAACAGCAACACUUUGCACUUUGUACCUUGUGAUGACAGCGUUGGAGAGUGGAAAGGACCCCAGCAUAGGACUUCAGCUCUUCCUCCCCAGGUCCUGGAGAGUUUGGGUGAGGAGGACACAUACCACUGCCCUGGGGUAGGAGAGCAGAACAGUGUGGAGAACCAGCCUGUGCUUCAUGCUGCCUGGGAGCAUGGUCAGAUGAAGGUGUCUGCUUCAGUCUGGAGCACAGGAUCUUCAGUGCAGGCUGAAGGACCUGCUCCUGUGAAGACCAUGCUGGUGUCAGAGCCAGCUUUGCACCAAGUGGUGCUGGCCUCUGUGCUCAGCUUGUUCCAGACCUUGCGCACAUCACUCAUACGGGUGUAGAUGCUGGGUGUACAGAAGCAGGCUCAGGUUGGGAAGACCAAGUGGCCACCACCAGUUUUCCAGUACUUCUCUUCCUCUGUAGCACUGACCAGACAGAUCUGGGUCUGCUUUUGUGUGCUGGAACCACCUGUCAGAUAGUAAGCACCACUUGUGUAGUAGUCCAAAAGCUCAAGUGGAAAGCGGAGUUAAAGCUGGACAUGAUGGAAGCCAAACAACUCCUCAGAUGCAUCCUCGUGUGGAUAAUGAGGGAGCAUGACCCAGUUCCUCAGCCAGAUCUGGUGUUCCUAUCACAGACAUCCUCACCAGGUUCCAGCCUUCUGCCAGAUCCAUUCUUUUUAAUGUGUGGUGCAGGUGGAACCUUCAUAACCACCUUCAGAUGUGGUUUAGGAGGAACAAUGAGGUCAACAAAACAUCUUCACUGCUGGAUCAGAGUCUGGUGGUGAGGUCCCUAUAGAUAGAGGUCAUUCCUGGGGUGUUGAGGAAUCAGGGUGAGGUUACUGGGUGCACCUCAGAAGCCACAGCUUCUCCCCCACAAGAGUGGUGUACCACUUGGGUGCUGGUGACCUAGCUGAGGUGUCUCUCAGGAAGCAGGUGGUUGGUUUGGAAGUCUUUCUCACUCCUGCUUUAAACUAGACAAAAGUUUUGUUGAGCUGGGAGGUCAAAACAUCUCCACCUUCUGCUUUGGUCUGCCCUGGAGGUGGAUUCCACUCUUAGCCAGGACAAUCAGAAGAGGCUCCAGUGGGUUUGGGUGCCUCAUUGGAGACACAUUCAAGUCUUAAUUCUUCAGAGGAUUGGUGCUAGAGCUUUGGUGCAAAUCAGGUUCUCCUUGGCAUUCCUUGAGCACCCAAAAAGGAUGUUCUGAAACCUGAGAAGUCCUGCACCUAACCCAACAUCAGCACAACUCGUUGAGGACCAUGGUGAUGAUUCCAGUUCUCUUCUAAUGUGUCCUUAUUCGUGGUUCUUCAUGGUGCUCGUGGGUCUCACCACACCACAGUUAGGACCAAGUCCCUUCAGGAUCAUGAGACAAAGUGCCCACAACAGACACAGUUUGAUCCUUCUGGAUGAUCUAACUCCCUCAUCCCUGUAUGCAUGAAGAAGAGUAUGGCCAACAGGUCAAAGCAGAUUCUUCUGCCCCUCGACUGUCCCCUACCGAGGCCAUAGCUGAAGAAUUGGGUCCAGUUCUGGACUCACAGUUCCAGAGAGACUGGGAGCUACUGGAGAGCAUCCAGUGGAAGCUCUGAAGCUGCUGAAGGGCCUUGGAGCGUCUCUGUGAGGAGCAAAGGCUGAGAGCCCUGGGAUGUUGAGCCUGGAGGAGAGCAGCCUGAGAGGGGAUCUGUGCAGUGCUCAGCAAAAGCUAAAGGGUGGGGAGCAAGAGAUUGGAGCCAGACUCCUAACAGUGGUGCCCAGUGACAGGACAAGGGAACAAGGGGCACCAGCUAGAAUCCAGGAGGUUUCAUCAGGAGCAGCUUGUUGGCUGUGAGGGUGAUGGAGCCCUGGAGCAGGCUGCCCAGAGAGGUUGUGGAGUUUCUUGUCUGGAGAGCUUCCAAACCCACCUGGAGCCUGUGCAAGCUGCCAUGGGUGCCCCUGUUGGAGCAGGGGAGUUGGACUGGAUGUGCUCCAGAGGUCCCUUCCCACCCCACCAUGCUGGCACUCUGCAGAGCUGCUCAGGCUCUCUUCCUCUUUGCAGUGAGUGACUUCUCCACCUGUGAGGUUUGGGCUCUGAACUCUUCCUCAUGGCUCAUGUUGGGUUGUUCUUCACCCCAGCUAACGAGCUGGGCUAGGGAACAUGCUUGGUGUGUUGGAGCUGGCAGCUGAAGACAAGCCCAGGCUCAGGUGGUGGCUUCCUUGUCACAGGUAAAUGAUGCAGAUUUCUCCCCAGGCCUGAGCUCUUCUCUCCCUGGGAUCACAGUGGAUCUGUAGAGGUUACAAGGUCCCACUGCUUGUGCUCUAUCAUCUGUCUUUGUCCUUGUUUUGAGCUUGCCUUCUUGCCUUCCCAGAUGCUCUGCAGGGCAGCAGGGCUCUGUCUGCUUGCUGUGUCCAGGUGACCAUAAGACAUGACCCACAGUGACUUUUGGAGCCCUUUGCAUGAAUGUCUCCAUGGUGGUGGUGGCAUCUCCGAAUACAAGGACUGCUGGAGAGCUGUUACCUGCUCACACCAUGUGUGUAAGGUCUUUUAUGCAGGGCCAGAGCAGGAUGUGUUUUCUACUGCAAAGGAUUACUGGAUCCUUCAAAAACCUCUUGGCUUGCUUUGAUCCAUGCUCAGAAGGUGGUGGAGACCAAACAGAGCUUGCAUCCAGCACUCUCCUCUUUCAUUGACCUGCAGCAUUUUGAUGUCACCACAGUAUCUACCGCUUUAGGUUGCAUCUGGAGGCUGCUGAACCUGUCUGUGGGUACCACAUAUUUGCAGUCUGUGUUGUUGCAUCUCUGGAUCUCCUGAGAUACCUGCUGAAGCUACGACUCAGAGCACCACCAGCCCAGCUUUAGCCUCGACACGGCUCCACAGUCAACAGCAAAGUCUUCGCCGUCCAUUGUAGAGGCCCCAACUGUGAUAGCUGUGCAAAAUAAACCAUCUGUACUCGUUUUGGCAUCCA